CAAAGACCGACCAACAGACAGACAGACAGCUGGCGAGACGCAGCCUGGGGGACACAGCUGCUUCUGGACCCCAGAAGCCAGAAUGAACUCAGAAGCUGCCAGCGGUUAGGACAGGGUCUACAUGGGUCCCCAACUGCCUCCAACGCUGUGAGAGGCCUUAAACCUCUCAUGUCAGAGAAGGCCUGGCCUUGAGGUGAAGCUCAUGGCUGAGUGAGCCUCCCCUGGGCCCAGCCCCCCCAACCCCAGCAUGGUCCAGGACCGUGGGGGGUGCUCCAGAGCACAGCUGCCGACCUGCUCCUUAGGAGCAGCCAUGACCCAGCCUCCACCCACCAAAGCACCAGCCAAGAAGCAUGUGCGGCUGCAGGAGAGACGGGGCUCCAAUGUGGCUUUGAUGCUGGAUGUGCGGUCCCUGGGGGCUGUGGAGCCCAUUUGCUCAGUGAACACACCCCGGGAGGUCACCCUACACUUUCUGCGCACAGCUGGACACCCCCUCACCCGCUGGGCCCUGCAGCACCAACCGCCCAGCCCCAAGCAGCUAGAAGAGGAAUUCUUGAAGAUCCCCUCAAACUUUGUCAGUCCUGAAGAUCUGGAUAUUCCUGGCCACGCCUCCAAGGACCGAUAUAAGACCAUCUUGCCAAAUCCCCAGAGCCGUGUCUGUCUAGGCCGGGCACAGAGCCAAGAAGACGGAGACUACAUCAACGCCAACUAUAUCCGAGGCUAUGACGGGCAGGAGAAGGUCUACAUUGCGACCCAGGGCCCCAUGCCCAACACCGUAUUGGACUUCUGGGAGAUGGUGUGGCAGGAAGAAGUGUCACUCAUUGUCAUGCUUACUCAGCUCCGAGAGGGCAAGGAGAAAUGUGUCCACUACUGGCCCACAGAAAAGGAAACCUACGGACCCUUCCGGAUCCACAUCCAAGACACAAAAGAGUGUCCAGAAUACACUGUGCGGCAGCUCACCAUCCAGCACCAGGAGGAGUGCCGGGUAGUGAAGCACAUCCUCUUCUCGGCCUGGCCUGACCACCAGACCCCAGAAUCAGCUGGGCCCCUGCUGCGCUUGGUGGCUGAGGUGGAGGAAAGCCCAGAGACAGCUGCCAACACCGGACCCAUCGUGGUCCACUGCAGUGCAGGGAUUGGCCGGACUGGCUGCUUCAUUGCCACCCGAAUUGGCUGUCAACAGCUGAAGGCCCGAGGGGAAGUGGACAUUCUGGGUAUCGUGUGUCAACUGCGGCUGGACAGGGGCGGAAUGAUCCAGACCACGGAGCAGUACCAGUUCCUGCACCACACCCUGGCUCUGUAUGCAGCCCAGCUGCCAGAGGAGCCCUGCCCCUGACCCCUGGCACCCUCCACCAGCCCAGGUGCCACAUUCUCCCAUGCCUAGGCAGAUGUUUCUGGGCCUUUGAUCUGAGGGACCCCUGGGGCACGGGGAAGGAGUGCCUCCUCAGCGGGUGCGUGAAGUCACAGGAAGUUGCCUCAGCAAGAACUGGGACCAGACUCCGGGUCUUUGCCUCUGGCCACUCUUCUGCUUCGUCUAGUAGCCCUGAGUGGACACUUGGGGGGACCUCCCGUGUCUCUCUGAACUUCAAGCUAGGAACUGGCAUUUAUGAGAGAGCUGAGAAAGGAUCAGUGUCCCCGUCUUGUCUAAAGUGCUCUGUGAGCUUCAUCUCUCCGUCUAUGACAUGGACAUUAAGUGCUUUGCUGCCAUAGGGAAAAGUAAUCAGAGAAGCUCCUAGAAGCCACUCCAGCUAUAUCCCCUUCCUGAGGCUGGCAAGAGAGUGACCCCAAGAUCAUCUUCCACCUGGGCCCUUCCCAAGAACCAGCCAGAUGCAGGAGCUGGGAAAAGUCUCGUCCUGACCAUGGCCAAGUUCUCAGCAUCCCAGCAGUGACUUUCUGCUUCUUUGCCCCAUAUCUGUGAGGGCUGGAUAUCUGCCAAAGAGAACAAGGACCUAGACUAGACUUGUGCCCACACCCAUGUCCUGGGAUCAGGCUACAUAGGUGACCAAGCCAGGCAUUUGAAACCUUUGGAGGAGGGAAAGUAUGGUGACCCCUCAGAGGCCCAGCGGGCUGCUCCUGCUUCUGUAGUUGCCAGCCACUCACCCCAGCUACUCCCUAGGGAGGUCCAGCAACUUCUGUCUUCCUUUCAUGACCUCAGAAGAUACCCUGUGUACCAAGAGGUACAAAAGAAUGGUGACAAAGAAACAAGAGCUUGGCCUGAUCUUAGAAAACCAGCCCCCUGUCCCCCGCCACCCACCCUCUGCAUUUGCCGAGUACAGCUGGAGAGCCUGGCUGUCUCCAUGAACCAUCUGGGUGAAGCAGCUCACGCAGACCUGGGGCCUCAGACUGGGACCACAGAGCUGGGACCUCAGAGUCUCUCCCAGAGAACUGACUCCUUUCAUCAUCUUGGGACCCAUACAAUUUCCAGGGCACCCAAGAUCUAUCUCAGGGCUCACCUACACUCCCCAGGAAGGCAUCCAGAGCCUUUGUCCUUGAAUCCAAAAUGGGCUGCCUAUGGGGAUAAAGAAAGGCACCAUCUCUCCAGGGACCCAGCCCCUGGGGUCUGCCUUGGCUGAGGCUAGCUCUCUGGAGAACUCCCCAACGAGCAGGACCCUGGAGAGCGGCUGGACCCCUUUAUUCAUGACAUCUCUUCUGAAGCACAUGCAAGGUUGAAACUGAGGCUAAUUUUCUUAACAAUUCUGCUUGGUCUCACACUGGAAUUCCUCCUUCCUUACUGUCCAGGGAAUGGGCUCACCUGCACCCACACUUCUGCUAAGCCCUUUGGGAGGCACUCACAGCCUGUGCCCAUGAAGGAGGGCACAGAGUUCUCAAGUGCCUGAUCCCACCCUGAGCACAGACCCAACCGGGAGGGAAGCAACUGGGUGGCCCUAGACCCACAGGCUCCCCACCCUGGCAGUGUGGCCUCAACCCCAUUCUAGAACUUAGGGAAUACAAGUUCUGGAAGAGGAAUCAAGUGGUAGAAUAAAGACUUUUUGGAUGACUGAUUCA
Molecule: messenger RNA, 3000 nt
Organism: Suricata suricatta (meerkat)
Lineage: Eukaryota; Metazoa; Chordata; Mammalia; Carnivora; Herpestidae
Gene: PTPN7
Product: protein tyrosine phosphatase non-receptor type 7
Exons: 11
Coding region: 248-1330 (360 amino acids)
Biological process (GO): protein dephosphorylation
Molecular function (GO): protein tyrosine phosphatase activity
Source: RefSeq, a predicted model, not a curated record